AUGACAGAAUCACCACCUCCGACCUCCACCAAAUCCAACCCCACCCCCAAAACCCACAUCCGCAACCCCCGCCGCCUCCUCAUCCUCACCAACCCCCGCGACGCCCCAACCACAAUCCCCCCCCUCCUCCACGCCCUCACAGACGCAACCCCAGACCCCUCCGCCUCGUUCGCAGGAUACACCACGCACGCGCCCCUCCGUCUCGCAAACCGGUAUUAUACCGCCGACGUUCCGAUCUGGGUGGAUGAGGUUCCGUGCGCGCGGCCACAACCACAGCCACAACCACAGCCAGAAUCACAGUCACACGACGAUCAUGGGGAUGGUGGUGCUGGGGAUGUGGAUGAGGGAGUAGACGCAGACGCAGACGCAGGCGCAGAGGUCGAGCCAUCUACGGCCGCGCAGUGGGCGCGCGAAUUCUCCAGCCCCGAGGCGCGGGUUGUGCGGGACGCGGUUGGCGCGGUGGUGGUUUGCGUUCGGAAUCUUGACGCUGCGGGGGAUGCGGAGGAGGCGCGGAGCGUGACGGAGUUUGUUGGGGCGGUUGCACGGGUGCGCGGGCUGAUUGAGGAGGAGAGGGAGGGUGGGGUGGGGGAUGUACCUGGCGUGUUGGUGUUGGUUGGGUCUGGGGGGGAGAAACAGGGGGCCGGCACGGGACGUGAGGGUGAGGAGGAGGAGGAGGAGGAGGAGGAGGAUGGUGAUCUGGGCGAAGAGGGCGACGACGAGCCGUUUUCUGUCGGGUGGUGGGAGGAUCAGUUGUUUGAGAUGGGGGCGUUGGGGGUUGAGGUUGUGGAGUGGGAUCCGAAGGCGAAAGGGGUGGAUAGUGAGCGACGGAAUCGAUAUGGAGAGUAUCAGGGCAUGCGUCGCAUCAAGGAGAUCCUCGAGACGCACGAUUGGAGUGCCGCGGCGGAGGAUGCGGACGGCGAGGAGUCUGGCAUGCUAGACGAAGAUGAUCUCGAGGCGGAGCUGCUGGGCCUGAACGCGGAGAAUGGGUUCAAUCUUGAGGUGAACGAGCUGGAGCGCGAGAUGCUGGGGCUGCGCAUGGCGAUUGAGCGCGGCGGUGAUGGGAUCGGCGAGGAUGAGGACGACAACGACGACGGGCUCCAGGUCGAUUCGCUGGAGGCGUUGAUGAUGCGCAUGCAGGCUAUUCGAGACAUGAGCGCUGAGUUACCAGAGGGUGAGCGCAAGAAGUUUGCUGCCAAGGCGGUACGAGACAUCAUGAAAGAAUUAUAG
Aspergillus clavatus NRRL 1 is the source of this 1227-nucleotide messenger RNA. RefSeq names its product adaptin-binding domain-containing protein. The coding region runs from base 1 to 1227 and encodes 408 amino acids. Gene Ontology annotation, molecular function: protein-macromolecule adaptor activity. The transcript has 3 exons. Gene Ontology annotation, biological process: vesicle-mediated transport. The record is from RefSeq and is a predicted model, not a curated record. Lineage: Eukaryota; Fungi; Ascomycota; Eurotiomycetes; Eurotiales; Aspergillaceae.